AUGCCACAUGUCCACCUAAUCUCAUCGUACCGAUACCCUGCGAUCCCCCGGCUCGAUUUCAACGAGGUUGCCAAGUGGCUGAUCAACGCCCCCCAAAUCGCGAGAGACCAAGCGCCCUUCUUCUGGACAUACCUCGAUAAGCCCGCCGACGGCACCAUCCUACUGACGUGGCAGCCUUUGUCGAGACUGGGGACCAAUUUCGCGACAGAUGGCUUCGUCUGGGCGCCCCCAGAGCAGAUCUACAAACAUGACCUGGGCAACGGACUGAUGCUUGAAAUAUACUACCUCAAGGCAGGUUACAUCCCUGGCGAGCAAUUCACUCUCCACGCUCGAAGACGAUUCCGACUCGUUCCUGUCGCUGGACACCCCAACCCUCCGCAGCCGGAUCCAAACUUGUUCAUUGUGCACUAUGGUCCUGCGGAAAUGAACGAUCGCGUCCCUGUUGCCAUGAUCCCAUAUGACGAGAGGGUCAAUGCCAUCAUGCAGCAGCGCCAUUUUCUCCAGAGAGCUGGCCAGAUUCGCCGGAAGGAAUUUAUGCUAUCCGACCGGGUCAACUGGCCUUCACUACCGGAGCUUACUCGCCAACAGCUAGGGCCCCAGAUGAACCCCCGUGGUGUACCUCAGCAGAUGGCAUACCCAGCCCAACCACCGCCGCCUGGGCCUCCCUCAAAGAGAGCCCGCCAUGGACAGAAUCAGGCCCAACAAGCGGCAUUACCGCCGGGAAUGCCACCGGUCGAUGCGGCCUUUGAUGAUGAUGAAGAUAUCUCGCGGGGAGACAUGUUUGACCACUUGACCCCGAGAGAGAUCUCAAUGAGCCGCUAUCAACAAAACCACGAGUGGAUGGAGGAGAUUCUGUCUUCUGCGUACAGAAUAGGUCAGAUUACACCCGCAGAUCUCGGAUUGGGUCUCAAGGGGGAGCUGGCAUCUCUGACAGAGGGUAUUUUCACUGCCCAAGGAGGCGAAGCAUACAGCCAGGCUCCCGAAAAGGCCUAUGUUGGACGUCUAGACCCCGGCCAGGCUGACGAAUUUCGCAAGCGGGUCGAUAAAUACGUCUCGACAACCCAUGAUGAAAUCAAAAAAAUGGAACAAGAACAUCGCGAAACAAUGGCUGCGUUCAAGGAAAACUCUAUUCUCAAGAUCAAGGAGCGAGAACUUAAAGCCAUUGUGGAUGGUGCCAAACACGAAAGUCGACCUCAUUCGGACGACGAACCUGUAGGUCGCCAAGUCUCCAAACACUCAGUCGAGGAAAUAGCACAACAGGUAGAGUCAGCAUCAGGUCGAAAGAUUGUCAGCUUGCCGCUCUCCAAGCGGAUUCAAGAUGGUGGUUUUCAGGCUCCUCCUCCUGAACCAGCAGCACCAGGCUCGACUGCAGAGCUCUCCCGACAGCCAUCUCGGGCGGGAUCUCAAGCAAGCGGUGCGAUGAUGGGUGAAACUGACAUGGACAUGGGCGAUACAGCAUCUGGAUUGUUAGACCAAAUGCACACCGGCUUCUCUUCCACGUCAACGCCAGUCAACAACUUCCCCACGCCUCAGACUCAUCUAUCCGCGGGUCAGUCUGGCGCGGCUACGCCAUCGCAAGCGGCAAAUGCCGCCUCACCAGCUCCAGCUCCUGCGCCUGCACCUGCGUCCGUACCUGCAUCGGCGCCAUCUGCUCCCGCUGCUGCCGCUGCCGCUCCGCCACAGCCGUCUGGAGAUGUAGAGAUGGGCGGAACUGAUACUGCCACCGAAAACGAGGUACGAACUACGCCCGAUCAUAGCACCGGUAGUGGAGAUUGGGUUGUAGUUCCCAAAGAUGGCAACAAUGUAACGGCUAAUGAUACGACCCAGACGACGCAGGCUCCUACCAAUGCUGCUACUACCUCCAGUGCUGCACCUGACUCUGCCGCCGCUCCUACUACAGAUGCUGCUGCUGCUACCAGUGCAGAGGGCGAUGACGCCAAGCCACCGACUCCAGCAGCUCCAAAAGCACCUUCGGCCGCGGCCACUCCCGCUGUCACCGAGGGAGGGUCUGUAUCUUUUGACCAGAAUGACUUUAGCUCUCUAGGCGAUCUAGACACGGCGGGAGAUGCCCUGGCGGGGUAUGACGCUCCAGAUCUAGACGGCUCAGCAGGUGGGCUGGAUGAUGGCUUAGACCUUCAGAUGGACAUGGAGGAUUCCGCGUUUGGAGAUGCUUUUCACGGCGUAGAUGCUUCU
Trichoderma atroviride IMI 206040 is the source of this 2193-nucleotide messenger RNA. The record is from RefSeq and is a predicted model, not a curated record. Lineage: Eukaryota; Fungi; Ascomycota; Sordariomycetes; Hypocreales; Hypocreaceae.